CCAACGGGUGGCGGUUAGCCCGGGUGCGAGGGCCCUUUCAUAGCUGCUUCAUAGCUUUAAUUGCUAUUAUUACUCUAAUUAAUUCACAAAAUAAUGUGCUUAUUCAUUACAGAUGUUCAGUUCCGGAAAAGUGGCCAAGUUAUACUAUGAUGUUGCCUCUCCUUACUCCUGGCUGGCAUUUGAGGUGCUGUUUCGGUAUAGAAAUGUUUGGAACAUCGACAUCGAACUGAAACCAGCAUAUAUACGAGGAGUCUUAAAUGGCUCAGGUAACCGGGCUCCUGUAUUGAUCCCUAAUAAGCUUCUGUACAUGGCCUCAGAUCUGAAGCUGCUGUCUGAGUACUUUGGGGUCCCUAUGUUUCAACCUCCAAACAUUUAUGAGAAAGACUCUUUGAAUGCGAUGCGUUUUGUGACAGCUGUAGCAGAGAAGGACAAAAAGGGAGACGUGCUGGAGAGGGUGUCUAGAGAGCUCUGGGAAAGAAUGUGGCACACUCAUCAGGACAUUAUGCAGCCUGCCUCACUCACUGAGGUGGGAUUAAAGGCAGGUCUCUCAGCCAGUGAGGUGGAGAAAAUUCUGACCCUUGCCAAAUCUCAGCCAAUCAAAGACAAGCUGAAGAGUGUCACACAGGAAGCACUGGAGAAUAAGUGCUUUGGUCUUCCAUUCAUUGUGUGUCAUGUGAACGGAAAGGCUAAGGUCUUCUUUGGUUCUGAUAGAUUUGAGCUCAUGGCUUAUUUCAUUGGUAACUAUAAGGAAUGUAGAUGGUUAACUGAUUAACUGAUUAACCAUCAACUUGUUUGACUAAGCCAUCUUUUUUUCACAUUUUAAUAACAUUUAUGUUUUCCUUUUUAUAUUUAGAAAGGCUACACCAACUACUGUCAUGAUAAAAAUAAUAAACAAUACAAUUAUUUAAAAAGCUGUUAUCUCUCGCAAGAUGAGUGAAGUAUGGUGUGUUAUUCAUGCUUUGAUUGGUGAUAUUUUAUGCCUAUACCACUCUUCAGUCAU
Messenger RNA from Ctenopharyngodon idella (grass carp), 1000 nucleotides. RefSeq names its product glutathione S-transferase kappa 1-like. Lineage: Eukaryota; Metazoa; Chordata; Actinopteri; Cypriniformes; Xenocyprididae. The coding region runs from base 113 to 772 and encodes 219 amino acids. Gene Ontology annotation, cellular component: peroxisome; mitochondrion. Gene Ontology annotation, molecular function: glutathione transferase activity; glutathione peroxidase activity. Gene Ontology annotation, biological process: glutathione metabolic process. The transcript is spliced from 6 exons. The record is from RefSeq and is a predicted model, not a curated record.